AUGCCUAGCUAUAAGUCGAAGACGCCCCCGCCGGCGCCACCUCGCGCCACCUCCAAGCCCCUCAUCUCUGUGACGGCCCAGAGCAGCACAGAGUCCACUCAGGACGCCUACCACGAGGGGAGGCACCAGCGGGGGAGCAUCCUGUGGGCGCCAGACGGUCUGGGCGGCUCGAGUCGAACCCUCUACAACUCCACCGACAGCCUGGACAAUGCCAAGGUGGUGACGCUGGCCAUGGAGAUGGCAGGGGGCAAGUGGCACGCCUCCUCGGGCAGCCACAGCUCAGUGCAGACGUGUGACAAGGCAGUGUUGGUGUCCAAGGCUGAGGAAUACCUCAAAACGCCACGCUCCUCCAUCGGGAUACAGGUAAAACCAGCUCACACAUACACAAAACACACACACACACACACACACACACACACACGUGAUGGUCUAGUCCAGGGGUGUCAAACAUAUGGCCCGCGAGGAGGUCCAAUCUGGUCUGCGGGUGGUUUGACAAAAAUAAAAUAAAAAAUAAAACAUGUUUAGUUUUUUGGGGGGGGAGGGGAACAAACCCUAUAUACAUUAAAAUGACUAAAACCAUCUCACACUGACCCAAUGUGAGCCUGACCAAUCAGGAUGAAUGACCUGACCACAUAGCUCUACAGCCACUGGCCAGCCUAGAGACCACAGGCAGCUCACAGCACAAUAUAACACACACUUACACAGAUGUACACACACACACACACAGAUGUACACAUGCACACACACACACACACUUACACAGAUGUACACACACACAGAGAUGUACACGUGCACACACACACACACACACACAACCACACACACACACACACACACAAAUACACACAAACACAAACCACCUAUGAUGACAAAUAGAGUAGAAUAACAUUAGAGGAAACUGUUGAAGAAGACUAUUUAUCAAUGUAAUUCAAAUUGAUCACGUAAUCUAUUUUACACUGGCAACAAAUCAAACUAAUUAAAGAAAUAUCAUUACAUUUACUAAUGAUUAUUUUCUGGAUGCCUGCUGCUGUGACUUGUGAACAUGUUUUACACAUUUUCAUGUCCUCUUAAAUUACAUGAAGCACAUCAUAUAGCAUUAAUGUAACCGUUUAGACCAUUAAUUGCACUCAAGCCAACAUUCUGUCUCUUUUGCAAUGCAGUUUCUCAAGGGAUAAAUAAAAGCCAAUGCAUCAUCGCCAUCAUCUUCAUCAUCAUCAUCAAUAUCAUCAACGUCCCCAUCAUAACCUUCAGUGCCAGCACCUAAUUCAUCAUAUCUGUCACCAUAUCUGGUAUGAUGAGUUAUUUACUCUAAAGGACUCGUUGACAUUUUAUUCCACACUCCUUUUUUCGAUGUCAUUGUUUUGAAGUACUGGGACUGUGCUGUUGACAUGACAAUAGAUCUGUGUGUCUGUGUCUGUGUGUGUGUGUGUGUGUGUGUGUGUGUGUGUGUGUGUGUGUGAGCUCGUAAACUGAGCCAUAGAAAUAGAGGGACAGGGAGACAGCCCCGGGGCAGGAAAAAAAAGGGGAAAAAUUGGGGGGAAAAAAAAGGGGGCCCCCAAAAUUUUAAAAAAAAACCCCCCAAAAAUUUUUGGACCCUUUUUUUUUUUCCCCUCAACCCCUUUUUUUUUUCCCCCUUUUUUCUUUCCCUUUUUUAAAAUUCCCUUUUCCCCUUUUUCCCCCCCUUCCCCCCACCCCCCCUUUUCCCCCUUCUUUUCCCCCCUUUUUCCCCCCUUCAUCUUUUUCCUUCUUCUUCCCCCCCUUUCUCCCCCUUUCCCCCCCCUUUUACCCCCCUUCCCCCCCUCUUUUCUUUCUCCCUUCCCCCCUCCCCCCCCCCACCCCUUUUCCUUCUCCUUUUCUUACCCCCUUUUUUCCCCCCAAAUUUUUUCUCUUUUUUUUUCCCCCCUUUUUCCCCUUCCCCCCCUCUUUUCCCCUCGCCCCCCCCCUUUUCCCUUCCCCCUCCUAUUUUUUCCCCCCUUUUCUCUUUCUCCCUUUUUCUGACUUUUCCCCCUUUCUUUUUUCCCUCUCCCUCCUCCCCCUUUCUCUUUUUUUUUUUCCCUUCUCCCCCCCUUUUCCCUUUUUCCCCCCUUUUCCUUGAUUUUUUACCUACUUCACCCUCUUUUUUUUUUUCCUAAAGUCAUUUUUUAAAAAAGUUUUGUAAAGUAGUUCACCCAUGAUACUGUUCUAAAGAGAUUCAUAUGACAUGUGACCAGUGUUAUUGUUUAUGUUCACAUUGUUGUUUACCAGGUGGAGACAGCGACGGACUCAGAUUCGGAGGGUAAAGGUCUUCCUCAGUACCAUUCUGUGGGCACCCAGGUGGAGGAUGACAAACGGUAUGUGGCACACAGGAAGUGGAAACUGGAAAUACAACCGUUGCAUAGUUUGUCCUCUGACCCUUUACAGCAGCAGCCAAUCAUUUCCCUCUGGAUCCUGAUUGCGCUAACUAAAUAUUUAUUGAUGUUGUGAAAGAUAUAUUGCACAUGUACUUGUGAAUGAUUUCUUUUCUGUACAUACUGUAUCUGUGAAUGGGUUAUAUUGAUGUUUUCUCUCUCUUUGGAUCCAUAUAUUGUUCAUCUAAUGUAUUUAUGUUUGUCUGUAUACAUAUACGUGUAUGCGUUUCUGUACUCCCUCAGGCAUGGCAGGUUCAAGCGCUCCAACAGCGUGACGACAGCCGUACAAGCUGACAUGGAACUAGAGGGCUUCCCCACCAUGGAGGACAAGGGCCUGCAGUUUGGAGGGGGCUUGGGUUUCCGAGGGGGCCACUCGGAGCCCAGCACGCCCACCCAGUACGGGGCCGUCCGCACCGUCCGCACCCAGGGCCUCUUCAGCUACCGGGAGGACUACCAGCGCUCCUCCAGCGGUCCUCCCAGUCCGCAGCCCGAGUCGUGGCUGACAGAGCCCUCUCUCGAGGGGGCUGAGAUGGUUCGGGUGUCCCCCCUCCGCAGGGAUGGCAGCUGGUUCAUGCAGCUCCUCCAUAAUGAAACUAAGAGGAUGGAGGGAUGGUGUAAAGACAUGGAGAGGGAGGCGGAGGAGCAUGACCUGUCGGAGGAGAGUGAGUGUCUGACGUAUACUGCCUCUAUGGUCCCUAAGGCAGGGGCUGUUCACAUUCUAAUGCAUUAGAUUAUAAAUGCAAUCACUGAUAACCAUUUUAGAAUGGAAUGGGUAAAGUCAAGCAUUGUUAUUACCAUAGCAAAUGAAUACCGGUCUAUCUUUUGAUGGUUGAGGCAGUGGACAUAUUUGAGUGAGAUUACACUCUGUGAGCUGUCAAUGAGGAUAACGCUGUGUGUGAUCUAUCGCUCUCUCUCUCUCUCUCUCUCUCUCUCUCUCUCUCUCUCUCUCUCUCUCUCUCUCUCUCUCUCUAUCUCUCUCUCUCUCUCUCUCUCUCUCUCUCUCUCUCUCUCUCUCUCUCUCUCUCUCUCUCUGUGUGUGUGUCUCUUCCAGUCCUAGGGAAAAUCCGGAGUGCAGUGGGCAGUGCACAACUCCUCAUGUCUCAAAAAUUCCAGCAGUUGUACUGGCUGUGCCAGCAGAACCUUGUGAGUACCUAUAAUACCAUAAUAGAACAUGACAAGUUUGUAUGUGUCUGUUUUUCUUCAAAAGACACCUUAUGUCUCACAUUCUCACUGUUGAUGACUUACCAACAGCACAGGGCUUGAGAAGUGAUGACUUACCAACAGCGCAGGGCUUGAGAAGUGAUGACUUACCAACAGCACAGGGCUUGAGAAGUGAUGACUUACCAACAGCACAGGGCUUGAGAAGUGAUGACUUACCAACAGCACAGGGCUUGAGAAGUGAUGACUUACCAACAGCGCAGGGCUUGAGAAGUGAUGACUUACCAACAGCGCAGGGCUUGAGAAGUGAUGACUUACAAACAGCACAGGGCUUGAGAAGUGAUGACUUACCAACAGCACAGGGCUUGAGAAGUGAUGACUUACCAACAGCACAGGGCUUGAGAAGUGAUGACUUACCAACAGCACAGGGCUUGAGAAGUGAUGACUUACCAACAGCACAGGGCUUGAGAAGUGAUGACUUACCAACAGCACAGGGCUUGAAAAGUGCUGUACCUGAAGCUGCACUAACUGGCUGUUCCAGAAAUAGCCAUCCAAUCUAUGUUUCUAUUGACCCCCACAGUAAGCUGUCUGUUUUCACACCGUUCACUAACACACAGAGACAGACAGGCAUUUCAACCUUUUACCAUCUUUCAUUACUCACCUCGAACUUAGUCAAUAAGUUUUUACAUUUUUAUAAGACCUCAUUUUAAUUAACCACCAAAUGUCAACCCGCAUUAGCUACUGUAGGGGUAGUCUCAGGACAAACAAAUACAGAUUACAGUCAUACUCUUUGGUAAGUUCCAUAAUGAGAGAGGCUUUGCUCAAAUGAUGCUUCACUUGCCAUUCAUUCACACGGUGCAGAAACGUAUUCAAUGAAAAAGGCAAAUAAUUAGUGAGAGAUGGGGCUUUAAGACCCUUCUCGCUUGCCGUAGUGUGAGUCUGUUUUGUGUCUGAUGACUUAAAGCCGGUGUUUUGCUCUCUCUCUGCGUUCCCUCUGAGAUAAGGGGAUGAUGGAUGAAGGCCCACAUUCACUGUGACAGGACUUAGAUUGCUCUGAGACUCACAAACGUGUCCCACUGACUGAGUAGGGAGCAGCCUUCGUACCCCUACCAGAGAGAGAGAGAGCACUACCCCUAGUAUGAGUCCAUAUCACAACUCUAAUGACAUUGUUGUGUGUGUGCAGCCUUGAUUUUGCUCCAUGAAAUGAAGCUCAGGUCUUGCAAAGGGCAUGAAAUACAUUUAAAGAGUUAAAGAGGACACCUAGUGGUUGGACCGUGUACAGUAAGGUUUCCAGGACACCUAGUGGUUGGACCGUGUACAGUAAGGUUUGCAGGACACCUAGUGGUUGGACCGUGUACAGUAAGGUUUGCAGGACACCUAGUGGUUGGACCGUUUACAGUAAGGUUUGCAGGACACCUAGUGGUUGGACCGUGUACAGCAGGUGUUGGAUGAUACAAUAGCUGUUGAUGUAAGGCAAGCAUUAAAAAAAUCGCCACUAUAGUCUGUAACAGUUAUGACUGUACCAGAUAACAACUAUAUUGUGUAUACGAUUCAUGAAAUCAGACAGAAACACAUUCUCAUGGUCACUGAGGUGUUGAUAACGAUAUCUAAUGUGUUCCCUCCUGGUCACCUCCUCCUCGCCACCCUCCACCCCCCAGGACCCCAGCGCCAUGCCCCGCCCCACUUCUCAGGACCUGGCCGGAUUCUGGGACCUGCUGCAGCUCUCCAUCGACGACGUCACUGCCAAGUUUGACGAGCUGCAGCAGAUCAAGAGCAAUGAGUGGAGGCUCGUGGAGAGCCCAGAGAAGAAGACGCCAUUACAGGUAAAUCAGCAGGGUUGUUACCCUUUCUUAGCUUUACAGCUUUUCACAGCUAGCAAACUAGACUGUGUGGGUGUAUUGUCUAAUGGUAUUGGCCAACGCAUACAUUGUUUUUUUGUUUUAUCCCGCCCCUAUUCUAAGAAAGUCACAUGGCUCAAAUCUCUCUUUGUCUCUCUUUCUCUCUCUCUCUCUCUCUCGCUCUCUCUUUCUCUCUCGUCUCUCUCUACUCUAUCUCUAUCUAGCUCUCUCGAUGCCCUCUCUAUACUCAUUAGCGAGCUAAUGCUCUUUCGAUUUAUGCUCCUGCUCUCUCUGCUCUCUCGCUCUCUCUCUCUCUCUCUUCUCUCUCUCUCUCUCUCUCUUUCUUCUCUCUCUCUCUAUAAUGUGAAGGAGAGGAAGUGGCCUCCCCCGCUGCCAAAGAGGCCUCCGAAGGGGCGUGGCAGCGUGAUGCGGGAGCGCUCUCUGGACCUGCAGGACCGCCAGCGUCAGGAGGCCAGGCGUCGUCUUCUGGCUGCGAAGCGGGCGGCUUCCUUCAGACAGAACUCAGCCACGGAGCGAGCGGACAGCAUCGAGAUCUACAUCCCCGAGGCCCAGACCCGCCUUUGA
Coregonus sp. 'balchen' is the source of this 5968-nucleotide messenger RNA. The record is from the annotation of a GenBank genome assembly. Lineage: Eukaryota; Metazoa; Chordata; Actinopteri; Salmoniformes; Salmonidae.